AUGCCCACUCCAUCCUCACCCAUCCUCACCACCACCUCCCGCCUCUACAUCUCCCUCCUCGACCCCACCAACCCGAGACACAGCACUUUCCUCUUCCACUGCUGGACCACCCCGGACUUCACCACCUCCUGCGGUCCCUCCGCCUUCAAGACCCCCGCCGACGCGACCCAAUUCCUCACCACCCGCGUGCAAACCCUCUACAACACCUCCAACUACACCCGCGGCAUUUUCCUCCUCUCGCUCAGACCCCACCCCGCAGCUACACUGCAGGAAAGUGUCCCGAUUGGCACCAUGUCCCUAAUGCAAGGCACCCCACCCGACGGGUAUCUGUGCCCGGAUCUCGGGUUUGUCGUGCUCCCCGAGCAGAGUGGGCGGGGCUACGCUACCGAGGCGGGGAGGGCGUUGGUGGCCUAUGCUUGUGAGGAGCUGGGGGUGGCCGGGGUGUUUGGGUUCUGUGAGAUGGGCAAUGCGCGCAGUCGGCGGGUGCUGGAGAAGAUUGGGUUGGAGUUUAGGGGGGAGAAGGAGUUGCGGGUGUUUGGGGGGAAGAGGAGUGCGGUUUAUGCGUUGUCGGGGAUGGAGAGGGAUUUGAGGAUUUAUGGGGUUGAUGAUUGA
This is a messenger RNA of Aspergillus saccharolyticus JOP 1030-1, 612 nucleotides long. Its product is annotated as GNAT family N-acetyltransferase. The record is from RefSeq and is a predicted model, not a curated record. The coding region runs from base 1 to 612 and encodes 203 amino acids. NCBI's taxonomy places the organism in Eukaryota, Fungi, Ascomycota, Eurotiomycetes, Eurotiales, Aspergillaceae. The transcript has a single exon. Gene Ontology annotation, molecular function: acyltransferase activity, transferring groups other than amino-acyl groups.